AUGGCUAAUUGUGACGCUCCACUCACUGCGGCUGAGCGACGUGAGCGCCGUUUGAAACGCAUCCUGGGAGAUGGAGAGAACAGGAUCAAGAAAAUAUUGUCUGGUCCUGAUGGAGUGGUGAACAAAUCUACUGACCUCCUUCGUAAUGGCCAUGCUGAUACCGUUAAGGUGAACAAGCGAUUGCCACCAAUGCUGGAGGGAGGAGAAUACAAAUUCCCAUUCAUGUCUAACGGUGAAGAAGCAGGCGAGAAGACAAACGAUUCUGCUACAAGUACGUCCACUUUUAAACCGAGUCCUCCUUCUGCUUCAUAUCGACUUCUGUCCAGGAUCAGGCAGAUGGAUGUACCUUUAAGUCUUCUUUAUGGUAUUUUCGUUCGUCUUGUUAUGCUGAGAUAUAGUACCUUCAACAUAUUCCUGCCUUGGUUCCUGCUCUUCUUUGGUACCCGUUUCUUUUCAUUUCUUCAAGAUGGUGCCCAUUUUGUGAACGACAUAAAGACCACGUUACAAUCUCAGAACUUGACAGCAGUGGAAGGUCUGAUGAAGCGCAGCCGUAAGUUUUCUGUUGCUGUUUACUGGGCACAAAAGCACUCUGAGCCCAUAACAUAA
Messenger RNA from Cooperia oncophora, 606 nucleotides. The record is from the annotation of a GenBank genome assembly. Lineage: Eukaryota; Metazoa; Nematoda; Chromadorea; Rhabditida; Trichostrongylidae.